AUGCCGAUGUUCAAUGGCACCCACUACCAGCCACCCUUCUUCCUUCUUUCAGGGAUCCCUGGGCUAGAGGAUGCUCAUAUAUGGUUCUCCAUCCCACUAAGUAUCAUGUAUGUGAUUGCCAUCCUGGGAAACAGCAUCAUCAUUCACAUAAUACGCAAGAAUAACAGCCUUCAUGAACCUCAAUAUGUGUUUCUGUCCAUGUUGGCAGCCACGGACACAGGCAUGUCAGCAUCCACAUUACCUACUGUACUUAAUGUCUUUCUGUUCAACCACAGAGAGAUUGAGUUUCAUAGCUGCCUGAUUCAAAUGUUCUUUAUCCAUACAUUCUCUUCCAUGGAGUCAGCCAUCUUAUUGGCUAUGGCAUUUGACCGCUUUGUGGCCAUACGCAACCCACUGCACUACACCAUGAUCCUGACCUAUUCCCGAAUUACUCAGAUGGGAUUGGCCGCGAUGGUUCGUGGGGUGGCGCUGAUGGCCCCCUUGCCCAUCCUUCUCAAACGACUUCCUUUCUGUAAGAAUAUCAUCUUAUCCCAUUCAUUCUGCUUUCAUCCUGAUGUCAUGAAGUUAGCUUGUGGAUCUAUUCGUGUCAAUAUUAUAUAUGGGCUGGCUUUGGUUCUCUGCUCCUUUGGAGUUGAUUCUGUCUUUAUUGUUCUGUCUUAUGCAUUGAUCUUAAAGACAGUCUUGGGCAUGGCUUCCCGAGAGGGGCGUCUUAAGGCACUCAACACAUGCGUCUCUCAUAUUCUCACUGUUCUCAUUUUCUAUGUCCCACUCAUUGCCUUAGCUCUUAUCCACCGAAUAGGCAGGUACCAUUCUCCUCUACCCCAUGUUACCAUGUCUAAUAUUUUCCUUUUCCUUACACCUGUCCUCAACCCAUUGGUUUAUAGUGUGAAAACAAAACAGAUUAGAAGUGUACUCUGUAGACUAUUGGCACUUAAGCUAAGAUGA
This is a messenger RNA of Tupaia belangeri chinensis (Chinese tree shrew), 945 nucleotides long. Its product is annotated as olfactory receptor 51I2. The coding region runs from base 1 to 945 and encodes 314 amino acids. The record is from RefSeq and is a predicted model, not a curated record. Gene Ontology annotation, cellular component: plasma membrane. Gene Ontology annotation, biological process: G protein-coupled receptor signaling pathway. NCBI's taxonomy places the organism in Eukaryota, Metazoa, Chordata, Mammalia, Scandentia, Tupaiidae. Gene Ontology annotation, molecular function: olfactory receptor activity; G protein-coupled receptor activity. The transcript has a single exon.